Lytechinus pictus (painted urchin) is the source of this 8785-nucleotide messenger RNA. Its product is annotated as histone-lysine N-methyltransferase SETDB1-A-like. Gene Ontology annotation, cellular component: nucleus. Bases 46 to 4554 code for a protein of 1502 amino acids. Gene Ontology annotation, molecular function: protein binding; DNA binding; histone H3K9 methyltransferase activity. Lineage: Eukaryota; Metazoa; Echinodermata; Echinoidea; Temnopleuroida; Toxopneustidae. Gene Ontology annotation, biological process: negative regulation of gene expression; heterochromatin organization. The transcript has 29 exons. The record is from RefSeq and is a predicted model, not a curated record.
UAGGCUUUACUGGUGUGACUAGAAAGCUAAACUGAGAGGCUCACGAUGGCAGAGAUUGCUGAGGCAUUCAUGUUGAAGGUGACGGCUGGAUUAGAUGAGCAACUUGUCGAGCUUGACAAGAAAAUUACAAGGUUUAAUACUGAUGUCACACCCCAGAAUGAGAAGCUCCUGAAUGAUAUCGGGACCAUUCACCACCGAUGUGAAGAGCUCCAUGACGAACUACAGGGUCUACUCAAUAAGCAAGGAGAACAGGAGAAAGCUGCGAAGGAGAGACAAGAUGAAUAUGACAAGAACCACCUCUUCAAGUCGCCCAUCUCACCAAACAACCCUAAGACGAUCCAUGAACUCUAUGAAGAGAUGGACCUCCUCGACAUCGAUUCUGAUGAAGACGAUGACCACGACAGUGGCAACGAGAUGGGCGAUGGCGACAAUGAUGAUGUGCAUUCUGAAGAUGAGAUCAUCUUCAUUGGAAAAACUGACCUACCUCCGACGAGCCAGAAACGAUCAGCUAACGAGGCACGGUUGACGCCACCCAACCCUUCAAAUCGACCAGUCGGACCCAUGGAAAAGGAGACUGUAGGAAAGACAGCAACACCGCCACGUACUUCACCACAGAAAGCCCCACCCGUCUCCAAACUCACCACAGUACCACCUCAAUCGUCAUCAUCAUCAAUACCAAGUACUCGGGAGUCCCCGAAGGCAGCUAGUGUGUCCCCUGCCACCUUAGCAUCGACAGCAUCCUCCACGACAGCACCUGUCAUGACCCAGACGGUAACGGUUGAAAGUGCAGGAAGCACUCCUGGGAGAACCACUGUUGCCAAGGUUCAACAAGACGGGAACACAAGCACUAUAGUCAUACCGGCCUCCAUGCUUCCUCGGCCGAAGAACUUGCCAAACGCGCAACAGCCCAACGCGCCGUUGCGUUUCCUCAUGCUGACCACCGCCAAGAAUGCAGCGGGUCAGGAGGUAAAGAGCGUAAAGACUUUGCUCUUGCAGAAUCCUCAAGGAGUACCCCUCAAUGGCCAAGUCGUCUUGAAGAUCCAGGAUGGACAGCAGAAUCAGCUGGUGCAGCCAUCAUCGCAAGUCCUUCAGGUUUUACCACAUGGGAAGGCUCAAGGUACCCCUUCUGCUCCUGCAGGAAAACGUCCUCCAGGAUCUGCAGAACCUUCCAAGACUUCUUCCGAGGUUGUGGAGAUCGUUGACGAUGACGAUGACAUCGUGAUGGUGAGUAGCACUCCAGCAACCUCUGCUGCCAAGAAGAAUACUCCCGUCAAAGCUAUGGCGAGAGCACCGUCGGCCAUUCCUGGACAAGAUGGAAGUCCUGGAAAGGUUCGUCAAGGAGUUCAACUGAUCCAUGGGGCUGACUAUGAUGCUCAUCUGAUGGAAGGAGAAGAAAUGAUGUUUGGAGAUGAUGAAGCAACGUUGCCAGGGCUUGUUGAAGGGAAGAAGGUAUUGGCCAAAGGGGAAGAGAGUUUCUGGUAUCAAGGCAUUCUCAUUGGACCUCCUAUACAUCAUAAAGGAAUGAAAAAGUAUAAAGUGAAAUUUGAGCACGGACGCAAACGGCUGUUGUCCAGCAAGUUUUUGGCUGUCAUCACAUCUUCCAAACCAGCAGACCUUGCUGUGGGUAUAAGGGUAGUUGCUUCUUAUUUAGUGGAGGAGGGUGCCAAGACAAAAGGAAUGUAUGCUGGAAUUAUAGCGGAGGUCCCGAUGAAGACAAAUAGAGGAAGAUAUUUGGUGUUUUUUGAUGACGGGUAUGCUCAGUAUCUUUCAUGCGAUAAGAUCCAUAUUGUCUACCAUUCAAGUGCGUGUGUCUGGGCGGAUGUAGAUAUUUUCUCACGGAAUUUCAUCCGUGAGUACCUUGAUAAAUACCCAGACAGGGCUAUGGUCAACCUGAAGAAGGAUCAGUUAGUCAUGACAGAGUGGAAUGGCAAAUGGUGGAAUGCUCGAGUACUAGAGGUUCAAGGAAGUCUUGCUAACAUGCUGUUUGCAGCCACCCCAUCACGGAGAGCAGAGACUGAAUGGAUCUACAGAGGAUCCACUCGGCUUAAACCCCUUCUUGACUUGGGUGACAAGAAGAGCGCUGGGAUCAACACCGUUCCUACCCCUGAACAAUUGAAACACAAUCUUCCAUACGUAGAGAUGACCAAGGUCCAUUCAGACCACAUCUUGCCAGAACAACAGAUACCGCAACCCAAGCCUGCAAUGCUGGGCAGUCUUAACAAUCAACAAUCACCCUCGAUGUCAUCAUCAUCGUAUCACUUCUCACAGCUACUACAACAGUGCGCACAGCAGACUGUAAAUACUCCCUCGUUUGCCAAAAAAUCCUCCUCGUCCGCCAGCUCUUUUAGCACUUCAUACGAGAGCAGCAGGAAUGAGCAUAAAAAGAAGAAAAAGAAGAAGAACAAGCAUAGAGAAAGAAGGAAAGAUCGGUAUGAAGAGGAUAAACUGUUUGAACCAGAGACCCGAGUAGAUCGUUUCGUGAGGAAGGAGCGACUUAGAUAUGUCCCUCAUGUUUGUAGUCCCCUCUGCCUUGGGUCAACGCCACAAGUGGUUGAUCGGACUAGGAACCCUCUCCUCGUACCCCUGGAUCUAGGCUGGGUUAGAGAGCUAUGUAAGCAGGGCGGAAGCAGCUACAAGAGACACGUCGUCUACAGGGCGCCUUGCGGGAAGAGUCUGUGUUCCUUUGAUGAUGUUUCCAGAUAUCUAAGAGAAACCAAAUCAGAAGUGUUAUCUAUCGAUCGAUUCACCUUUGCAUCACACGUCCACAUCAGUUUCAAACAGCGGAAUACCAGGCAGAAUAGUCGUUUCUAUUACAUGGAGCUUCCCGAUCUAUCCAAUGGUGUUGAGAAAGUACCUGUGUCUUGUGUGAAUGAAUACGAUACAGAUGAGCCGCCUCCUCUGAAGUACAUGACGGAGCGUCAGGCAGUCUUGAGGGGGUCUAAGGUCAACACAGAUCCAAACUUCCUCGUAUGCUGUGAAUGUACCGAUGAUUGUUCAGAUGCUAGUAAGUGUGCUUGUAGGCAGUUGACAAUUUCAUCAUCAGCGUGGACACGGGAUGGCAAACCUAAGCCUGAUGUUGGAUACAAGAACAGACUACUCAAAGAUCAAGUCCAGACAGGGAUAUUUGAAUGCAAUGAUAAUUGCAAAUGUUCAAAUCGCUGUGAGAAUAAGGUCGUACAGAACGGGCUUUCACUGAGAUUACAAGUCUUUAAGACCUAUGACAGGGGAUGGGGUAUACGAUGCUUAGACGACAUACCCAAAGGCAUGUUUGUUUGUACGUACGCCGGUCAGAUAUGGAACGAGGAAGAGGCAAAUCGGAAAGGAAAAGAGCACGGGGAUGAGUAUUUUGCAGAGUUAGACUUCAUAGAGAAUGUUGAGGCCAAGAAGGAAGGAUAUGAGAGUGACGUCGAGGAUCCAAUCGACAAUGACCUGUCCGACAAGGAUUCAGAUGACUCUAAUCAGAAAACUCAAAGUUCCUCAGAUGAAGAUUUCAAUACAGCUCAAUCAGAACUGUCUAGCGACGAUUCUGCUGAUAUCAUCAACCCUUCAUCAAAGGAUAGCACUAAGGAAUCAACCAAUCAAAAGGAGUCAUCCGGUGGAACUCGGCUGGUCUUACGAAGACAAUCUGAGAGCACAGAUCAGAGUCAAUGGUCUGUAUCUCUAGCCGGUCCCAACGUGAAGAAGGAUGCGACUCCUCCCCGUGCAACCCCCGGAGUGGGGUCAUCAGAGGCGACGGCCGAGAGUCAGAAAGCGGCCUUGCUGAAGUACGGUUAUGAUCCGAGCCCCUCCAAAGAGGUUCUCGACCAGAAACAGGUGGAAGCGUUCAGACAACGGAGGCAGGCUAGAAAUCGGCAAGCGUCGGGUGUUAACAGUGAAGAAGACAGUAAAAUCGGAACCCCAUCAUCAUCAGGAAGCAACAACGAUGAUGACAUCAAAAUAGUAGGAGUGCAAGGAUUAUCAUCAACGUCGACGAAGGAAGAGGAGGAUGACAAGAAAGUUGCUAUGGAAACGGAUUUGAAGCGAGAGGGCGGUGUUUCCAAGUCGCUGAGUGAUCUUGGUUUAGAGGAGACCAAGGAUGAGGACUUCAAGGGGGAAGAUAAGGAGAAGAAACUUCCCAAACCUAAGGUGACCGGGCCGAGAGCGAGGAAAUCGACCAACUCUCGGAUGAGACAACGUUACAUGGGUAGUCCUGGGACCUCGACAGAAACUACACAAACACAAAAGAAGGAGGAGGAGGAAAAAGAUGAAAGGAAAUCAUCUCAUCCCAGCUUAAGAAGUCUGUAUGGUGAAACCCAUUGCUAUGUGAUGGAUGCAAAGUACAUGGGAAACCUCGGCAGAUACCUCAAUCAUAGCUGCAGACCUAAUCUUUUUGUCCAGAAUGUCUUUGUCGAUUCACAUGAUCUGCGAUUUCCAUGGGUAGCUUUCUUUGCAGCUCAGUUCAUCCGAGCCGGAAGCGAGCUGAACUGGGAUUACAUGUAUGAGGUGGGAUGUGUCCCCGGAAAAGAAAUCAAAUGUCUUUGUAAAAAUCCGGACUGUCGAGGAAGGCUUUUGUAAGAUCAACAACUCGGGAUUACAAUGUACAUGUAUGAGGUGGGAUGUGUCCCCGGAAAAGAAAUCAAAUAUCUUUGUAAAAAUCUGGACUGCCGAGGGAGGCUUUUGUAAUAUCAACAACUCGCACCGUGAAAACACAGACUGAGUCUGAAAUGAAACUCGCAUCCUUUUGGGUGUUUAAUAAAGCUGUCCUUGAGUUGCAAGCGACUUUACGAAUGACUGGUGAUCCUUUCUCGUGGUAAAUUAUACACAUCUAGUUGGUGCUUCAUAAAGCUGUUCGUAAGUUAUGAGCGACUUUAAGAACGACUGGUGAUCCUUCCUGUGGUAAUUGGUAUAUUCAUUGGCAAUAGUUAAAUGCCUAAGAAAGGAUCACCAGUCGUUCUUACAGUCCAUCUUGAACAGCUUUAUGAACGGCCCCCAGGUGAGUGUUUCAUAAAGCUGUUUGUAAGUUAAGAAUGACUUUACGCACGACUGGUGAUCCUUUCUUGUGCUAUGUGAUAUCCGUAUGGAAUCAAUAUAUGACCUAAGAACAUGUUCCUGUCGUGCUUUAAGUUGUGCGUAACUUUACGAACAGCUUUAUGAAACACCCACCAGGUUUUCAUUAUACCUCAGUCACAUUUCUCUCUAUGGCCACCGUACAGCGAGUCGAAAACGGCGGUUUUAUCUACUUUUAUUCAAACCACCCAUACAGUAUGUAGCUGGUACAAAAAAUGUUUAAACGGCUGUUUUCGAGUUGCCAUGCGGCGGCCGUAGGGGAAAUGCGACUGGGGUAUUAGUGUUGAUAUUGUUCUUAAGAAAGGAUCACCAGUCGUUCGUAAAGUCGCUCAUAAUUUAUGGACAGCUUUAUGAAAGCCCACCAGUUCAGGGGCCUGUUGCAGAAAGAGUCGCGUUUAAACGCAAGUAAAAAUAUCGAGCGCAAGUCCCGAAUACGGGUGCUUCAUUGGCUGAAAAUCAAGCUGCACAAGAAUUUUUGAGUUGCGAUUGAUUGCAACUCUUUCUGCAACGGACCCCUGAUACACGUAUGAUGCUUAAACCUUACAAUUUCAUGUGCUAAUCAAUAGGAAAGGAUGCAGCAUCUACACCAUUCACCUUGAGCCCGAUCAAAUGAUUGGGCCCUGUUACACAAAAGGUUUGCAAUCAAUCACUAACAUCAAUGGCAAUGGCCAAACAUAUGUGCAUAGUCACACUCAACCUGUCAUUGUAAGCAAUUUGAAUUGAUUGCGGGUCUUUGUGUAGCCGGACCCCUGGUAUUCACUCUGUGUUGAUUAUGUUUAAGAUAGGUAGUCAAUGAAUUACAUGACUGAACGUUUCAUGAUGUAAGUUAUUGGAACGUUAAUGUUUGUGUUGUAUUACGAUGUUCAUGAGGCUUUUGAUUUCAACUAAUAGUCCUGGGCUCCGUCUUACAAAGAAUUGCGAUUGAUCCGAGCAAUCACAACUAUGGAUGGCCAGUAACGUCAACAUCUGAAAUGCAAAUUUGUUCCAACUAUUUUCUAGAUAUGAUAUUCAUACAUUCAUCGUUAUUUUAUUUUUUUACUAAGGAGAUUGUGCAAAUUUCCUGUUGAAAAAAUUAUGUUAUGGAUGGAUUUCCAUACAGUUGAAAUUGAUUAGAUCAAUCGUGAUUAUUUUUAAGAUGGGGCCCUUGCUUAUAUUCUCGUCAGUCCAGAGGGGGAGAGAGGAUGUAGGUAUUAUCGACCUCUCCCCCCCCCCAAAGAUCUCAGCCGCAGAAUGCAUGAUCAUGACAAAAAAAUGUUCAUGAUGGUGGAAAAUGACAAUCUCUCUGGUUGAAUAGCCAACUUUCAGUAAAUCUGUUUAUUUUAUUUGGAUUGUAUUAAUUAAUAAUACUAAUUUAUGCAGCAUUAUAUUCAAAUUUGGCCACAAAUGAAAAGCAAAAGCCCCAGAACUGCCAGUGUUGUGUUAAUGUAUUCUUUUUGAAAUCAUUCCAGGGUUAAAACAUUCUUAGCUCUUUAUGCGCCUAUGGCACUGUUCAGAGUGGAUUUGCCUCUUUACAAGUCACAUUUACUAUUACAAGAGCAGGUGGGUGUUUCAUAUAGCUUUUCGUGAGUUAAGAGCGACUUUAAGAACGACUGGUGAUCCUUUCUUACGCGCUUACCAUCGCCACUGAAUAUAUCAUUUACCACAAGAAAGGAUCACCAGUCAUUCUUAAAGUCGCUCUUAACUUACGAACAGCUUUAUGAAAGGCCCACCAGGAUGUUUUGAAGAGACAUUCAUUAGCAUUUUUUGACACUCUUAUCAUGCUUCAAAAGUUAACUCCUUUAUCAUGGAUUAGCUAAACUGACCUGAGGAAAAGUGUCAUUAUCGCACAAUUUUGCUGUUCUAAGUGUUAUAAUUCUGACAUUAUUUCAACAGGCUGAAUUGGGUGUCAUGGUUGGCAAUUUUCUCAUUUGUCUGAAAACCAAACUGAAGUAGAAUAAUAGACAUGUACAGAAAGGAAAUUCAUGUAUCUCACUUGAGAUGGGACCAUAUAAAUCAGAGGAAAAUACUACACUGAAAAUUAAGUGUUAAGAUACUUUGAAGAGACAAGAAACUUAACCAGGGGCCCAUAACACAAAGCUUAGCAAUGAUCGUAGAACAUUUUUCUGUGAUUGAUUGCAUUGACUACAAUGUACAAUCAAUCAUGGAAAUCAAGCGUAUGAUCAAUCGCUAACCUUUGUGUUACGGGACCCAGAUUUGAGAAAAGUUGUCUUGAAUUAAAAAAGCAACACACUGUACAUGUCUAAUAGCUCUUCAUGUUGUGGGUUAUUAUAAUCAAGAAAGUGUUAAAAUUCAUGAAAAUCAAGGCCGGUAUUCAAUUGCAUAAUUAAGUCAAAAUAUAAGUAUUUCACUCAGCAUCUUGCUUUUAAGUAAAAUGCUUAACCAUUGUUACUAAAUUGUAUUUUGUGGCUAAGUAUGACAUCGUAAUGCUUAUUAGUAAGUAGUUUGCUUAAAGUUGGAUUGAUGAAGUAAAAUGAUUAAACGUGAAUGGAAUACGAGUAUACAAGUUUGCUUAGCCAGGUAAAAUGCCAAGUAAUUUACUUUACUAGUCAAUCAAUUGAAUACUGACCCAGGGCCCCAUUGCAUUUAAGUUACUAUUAAAGUAUUAUGGUAACGACCAUGGUAAUGCUGAUCAACAGCUGAUCAAAAUCAUGGAUUCCAUGCAAGUUUCCAUUGGAUGGCAAAGUUACCAUAAUAGGAACUUAUGUGCCAAGGCUCCACACUAACUUUCUUUCUUGGUGGCCGAACUUGGUGGCCCAAAUGGUCCACCAAAAUUAUCAAUUUCACAUUCUUGGCAAGUUUGGUGGCCCUAAAACAAUAGAAAACAUAUGAUUACAAUUUAUCAAAACUUUGGUAGCCCAACUGGACCACCAAGUGUGGGCUUUUGCAGAAUUUUGGUGGCCCUACUCUCAUUUUUGGUUGCCCCGGGCCACUGCUAAUGUCGAGCCCUGUUUAUGCGAUGGGGCCCAGGUCUCGACCGCAUUUCGUGCGACCUUCGCAAGAAUGAGCACAGAUAAGAUAACUACACACUGCUGCAACUUCUAGUUACCAGCAACUCCCAGAUCUGUGUAUAUAUGGAGAUUACAAAUUAAAUUGUCACAGAUAUUAAUGUUAUGAACAUUAAACUUGUUUGCAUUUUAAAUCUAUAGCAUCAGUGGCCACAGGGUACUUACAUGUAUGUGGAUUGAUGGCCAUCCAUCCAUCCAUGUCAAUAUUGCUCAAGCAAAAUGUACCAGAAACCUUUAAGAUUGUGAGGCUACAAGCCAAGGGAUGGUUUGGACAAAAAAAAAUUGACUUUCAUAUGAAAACGACCCUAAUACUGUACUACAUGUACAAGCCCAUUUAUUUACGGUACAUCUACAUGUAUGAUGUUUCCCCCUCACAUUUGAUAUUUGUUUAAUUUCAGGAUCAUUUCUCAUUUUUUUCUGAAAAUCUCCACUUCCAUUAAAACACUUGGGCAAAAAAACCAAGACAAUCGUGUGAGAUAGAGCUGUUUUGAUGUAUUCGAAAAAAAAUAAUGAUUUUGGCCAUUCCUUUGCUUGAAUUUAUACAUUUCAUUUAUUUUUUAUUUUUUUAACACUGCUUUUUUGUGACUGUCCUGUUGUAUGAUAACAUGUGAUAACAUGAUUCUGUACAUUAAUUGCAAGGCAUUUUUUCAUGUACAUUUUGUGGAAAAGAUUAAUGUCACUCUGCUGCGACAUUUUUACAGAAACGAUAACAAUAAAUGUGAUUUUACAAAAUA